Lodderomyces beijingensis is the source of this 1434-nucleotide messenger RNA. Lineage: Eukaryota; Fungi; Ascomycota; Pichiomycetes; Serinales; Debaryomycetaceae. The record is from the annotation of a GenBank genome assembly.
AUGAACCACAUCCAGGCAGUGAAGGAAGUGUUUAGCAAGGUUAGUUUCAGCCGUUUCACAAGUAUAGAAGCUCGUAUUGACACUCUGCGUUUGAGAAACUUGCCCGCCAUGACAACGGCAACCUCCCCCAGCAACAACAACAGCAGCAAAAACGCCACGACGAAGCUUCGCGGCCGCAGUUUAUAUGACAAGAUGGGACAGCCGAAAACCGUCGUUGCUCCCAUGGUGGACCAGUCUGAGCUAGCGUGGAGGAUACUCUCGCGGAGAUACGGCGCCGAGCUCUGCUACACGCCCAUGUUCCACGCCAAGUUGUUCGUCACGAGUCCAAAAUAUCGCGAGAGCAUGUGGAAUGAAAAAGAUGGCGCUUUUGGGAACGAUAGACCUUUAGUUGUCCAGUUUUGCGCGAAUGACCCCGAUUACUUGCUCAAGGCGGCUGAAAUGGUUGCUCCGCGGUGUGAUGCCGUGGAUUUGAACUUGGGGUGUCCUCAGGGGAUAGCGCGCAAGGGGAAAUACGGCGCGUUUCUCAUGGAUGAUUGGGACUUGGUGCACAAGUUGAUUAAGAACUUGCAUGAUAAUCUUAGCGUGCCCGUGACUGCCAAGAUACGAGUCUAUGACGAUUGGGACAAGUCUUUGCAGUAUGCCCAAAUGGUUUUGGACGCUGGUGCCCAGUUCAUCACUAUCCAUGGCCGAACCAGGGAGAUGAAGGGUCAGCAAACUGGGCUUGCCAAUUGGAAGAUUUUGAAAUAUUUGAGGGAUAACUUACCUGCUGAUCAAGUGUUUUUCGCCAAUGGCAAUAUUCUAUACCCAUCGGAUUUGAAGCGGUGUCAAGAGGAGACCACGUGCGACGCAGUCAUGUCGGCGGAGGGAAACUUGUACAACCCUGGUGUGUUUUGGACUAAAGAUGACGACAUGGAUAAACAAUUUCCUAGAGUUGACAAGAUACUACGGGAAUACUUCGAAAUUGUCAAGGAAGUGGAUAGUCCCGCCUCGCGACACGCGAUGAAGUCGCAUUUUUUCAAGAUGCUCCACGAGUUUUUGAAUGUGCAUACCGAUUUACGAGCUCGGAUCGGCAAGACUAGCGUUCACCACACUUUUGAAGAUUGGAAUGGCAUCGUGGAAGAGGUUGAGCGGAUCGUGGGUGAGAUUUACGAGAAACCCGACAUUAAGCAGCUCGAUGUGGUGAAAGAUGGACCAGUUGAAGAUUGGGGCGCAUGUUAUAAAGAAGUACCAUAUUGGAGAUGUCAGCCGUAUUUCAGGAAAGUUGAUGGGGAAAAACAAAAUGCGAGGUCGUUGAAAGUUGCAGGAGAAACGGAACUACUCGUCACAUCUGACGCCGCCAGGAACAAAACGGCAAAGAGGAUGCUAGCGGAGGAGGAGAAAGGACAGUCAGAAAAGAAAGAAGAGCAAAGGCCACUCAAGAAACAAGCGGUAUAG